This is a messenger RNA of Melampsora larici-populina 98AG31, 1902 nucleotides long. RefSeq lists its product as uncharacterized. Gene Ontology annotation, molecular function: methylisocitrate lyase activity; isocitrate lyase activity. The record is from RefSeq and is a predicted model, not a curated record. Bases 126 to 1733 code for a protein of 535 amino acids. Gene Ontology annotation, cellular component: mitochondrial matrix. The transcript is spliced from 5 exons. NCBI's taxonomy places the organism in Eukaryota, Fungi, Basidiomycota, Pucciniomycetes, Pucciniales, Melampsoraceae.
CAGCAAGACUUCAACGAUACCUCAUCAGUCUAACCAAUCCAAUGAUUCUCAAAUCAAGAAAUCAACUAAACUGCUUCGCAAAUCGAUUUAAUCAAACUCGUCGACUCCAUUCAUCGACUUCGAAAAUGACAUCAACAAGCCCAAAAGAAUUAACCCAAUCAAUCGAAGAAUGGUUCAAAGCACCACGUUUCAAAGAAACCAAACGAACCUAUCCAGCUUCCUUGAUAGCAUCAAAACGUGGUGCACUACCCGUUCAUUCCAACAGUUAUGCAAACCUGAUGUCACGGAAACUGUUUGAUCAAUUAACAGAAGCAGAAAGAACCGGUCAACCAUUGCUUACAAUGGGAGCAUUAGAUCCAGUACAACAAUCACAAAUGUCAGAACAUCUACCAUUAGUUUAUGUUUCUGGAUGGGCGACUUCAAGUACAUUUGUAUCAGGUUCCAAUGAAGUAGGACCAGACCUAGCAGAUUAUCCUUAUACGACUGUACCGACUCAAGUGGCCAGAUUAGCAAAAGCUCAAAUGUUACAUGAUCGAAAGAAAUGGGACGAAGCAUACCAAUUAGGAAACGAAAAAAUCGAAACAAAUCAACUUAAACCGAUCAUAGCAGAUGGAGAUACAGGUCAUGGAGGAUUAUCAUCCGUCAUGAAAUUAGUCAAAUCAUUUGGAGAAUCAGGUGUAGCAGGAAUUCAUUUAGAAGAUCAGUUACAUGGAGGAAAGAAAUGCGGACACCAAGCCGGAAAGGUUUUAGUCCCUAUAUCAGAACAUUUAAGUAGACUUAGAGCCGCUAGACUUCAAUGGGAUAUUAUGGGACUAGAAAGCUUAUUGAUAGCUAGAACUGAUUCUGAAAGUUCUAAAUUGAUUAGUUCGGAUUAUGAUCCACGUGAUUUUAGGUUCAUACUUGGAAUUGAAAAUGGGGAUAAAAAAUCUUUGGUUGAGGAAAUUCUUGAAGCUGAAGAACGAGGUGCGGCUGGAGAGGAAAUUGAUGAGAUUGAAAAGAAAUGGUUAGAAGAUGUGGAAUUAGUGACUUUUGAUGAAGCUGUCGAACGAGUUUUCGAAAAGAACGGAUUACCCCCUUCAACAUACAAGUCCUACCUCAACAAAAUCCAAUCGCAAACAAACUCGCACACGAAUUCACUAAACAUAGCCCAAAGUUAUUUGCCUUCAAAUCCGAAAUUUCCACUACAGUGGAAUCCACAUUUACCAAGGACUCGAGAAGGUUAUUAUCGAUUUAAAGGAGGAUUGGAAGCAGCAUUAUAUCGAGCCAUUCAAUUUUCUCCAUUCUCUGAUUUGAUAUGGGUUGAAACGAAAAAACCAGACUUGAACCAAGCUAAAUUAAUUGCUAAACAUAUCAAAGAGCAAUUCCCCAACAAAUGGUUAGUUUAUAACCUUUCACCUUCGUUUAAUUGGUCUGAACAUGGAUUUUCAGAUCAUGAUUUAAAAUCAUUUGUAUGGGAACUUGGAAAAGUUGGCUUCAAUUUACAAUUAAUCUCCUUGGCAGGAUUGCAUUCCACUGCAACAAUGACCAAUCAAUUAGCUAAAAGUUUUCAAAAAGAUGGGAUGUUAGGUUACGUUAAUUUGAUACAAAGAAAAGAAAAAGAAAUCGGUUGUGAAGUUUUAAAACAUCAAAAAUGGAGUGGAUCUGAAUAUAUUGAUCGAAUUCUCAAUGCGGUUUCUGCUGGAUCUAGUUCUACUGCUGCUACUGGUUCUGAUUCAACUGAGAAGACUUUUUAAAUACGUGAUUGUAGAAAUAAUAUGAAUUUUCUUACCUUUAUUCACUUGCAAGUUGAUUUGUAAAUUAGAUUUCUAAUCAAGUUAUCAAGUUUUCAAUUCUUUUUGAUCGCCCUUUUUUCCAUGUAAUAGUUACACUCUUUUUGCAAGUCUAUCAAAUAAAUUACAACCU